GCGGCCGCGGGGCUGCGGGAUGGAGGCGGCGGGAGGCGGCGGAGCCCCGGGCCCGGGCAGGGCCCGCCAGGGACAGCCCCAGCCCCAGCCUCAACCCCAACCCCAACCACAACCACAGCCCAAGGGCCGGGAGCUCUUCAGGAGCCAGCGCAAGGAGUCCGAGGGCUCCGUGGAUUGUCCCAACCUGGAAUUCGAGUACGGGGAUGCCGACGGGCAUGGCGCCGAGCUGGCAGAGCUGUACAGCUACACCGAGGAGCCUGAGCUGAGCUACAACAGAAGAUGCUUCGAGGAGGAUUUUCACACUCAAGUGCCAGACAGGAGGUGGCUGGAGCUGGACAGGGCUCAGCAGAAGGCCUACGUCAUGCACCUGCUGGAUGGGCUGGAGGUGGUCAACAGGGACAGGAGGCUCAGAGUGGCACGGGCCAUCCUGUACCUGGCACAGGGUGUCUUUGGGGACUGUGAUAAUGAAGGUGAUGUCCUGCACUGGUCUCGGCACAACAGCUUCCUCCUCUACCAGCUGGGCACCUUCUCUGCCUUCCUGGAGCUUCUCAACAUGGAGAUUGAGAACAGCCAGGCCUGCAGCAGCGCCCUGCGGAAGCCGGCCAUCUCCCUGGCCGACAGCACCGAGCUCAGGGUCCUGCUCAGCGUCAUGUACCUGAUGGUGGAGAACAUCCGUGUGGAGCAGGAGGAGGAUCCCCCCGAGUGGAAAACCUGCCGGGAGACCUUCAGGAUGGAGCUGAGUUUCCCUGUGCACACUGAGGAGCCGUUUGCUCUGCUGCUCUUCAUGAUGGUGACCAAGUUCUGCAGCGGCCACGCUCCACACUUCCCCAUGAAGAAGGUGCUGCUCCUGCUCUGGAAGGUGCUCCUGUUCACGCUGGGCGGGUUCGAGGCGCUGCAGGCCAUGAAGGUGCGGCGGCGGGAGGAGCUGGGGCUGCCGCCGCUGCCCGAGGACAGCAUCCAGGUGGUGCGGGGGAUGCGUGCGGCCUCCCCGCCCACCUACGCCAUCGAGCUCGUGGAGCAGCAGCCGCAGCAGCCGCAGCAGAAGCGGAGCCACCGCAGCCGCAGGCCCCUGAUGAAGCAAGACAGUUUGGAUAUCUACAACGAGAGAGAUCCCUUCAAGAACGACGAAGGAGGGGUCGAUGAAGAGGAGAACGACGAGGUGGACGGCGGGAUCGAGGGGGAGCUGGACCUGGUGGAGCGGGACGCGCUCAUCCCCGCCAUGCCGGCCCAGCGCCUGCCCAUCGAGAGGGUGUCCUUCCCCAAGGGGCUCCCCUGGGCCCCCAAAGUCAGACAGAAAGACAUCGAGCAUUUCCUGGAAGCAAGCAGGAACAAAUUCAUCGGAUUCACGCUGGGACAGGACACUGAAACCCUGAUAGGGCUCCCACGGCCGAUCCAUGAAAGUGUGAAGACCCUGAAGCAGCACAAGUACGUUUCCAUCUCAGAUGUCCAGAUCAAGAAUGAGGAGGAGCUGGAGAAGUGCCCCAUGUCUCUGGGGGAAGAGGAAGUCCAAGAAACCCCUUGUGAGGUGUUGUAUCGAGCAAUGCUGUACAACCUCCCCCAGUACAUGAUCGCUUUGCUGAAGAUUCUCCUGGCUGCUGCACCCACCUCCAAGGCCAAGACUGACUCCAUCAACAUCCUGGCAGACGUGUUGCCUGAAGAGAUGCCCAUCACCGUCCUGCAGAGCAUGAAGCUGGGCAUCGACGUGAACAGACACAAGGAGAUCAUCGUGAAGAGCAUCUCGGCGCUGCUGCUGCUGCUCCUCAAGCACUUCAAGCUGAACCACAUCUACCAGUUUGAGUACGUGUCCCAACACCUGGUCUUUGCCAACUGCAUCCCGCUGAUCCUGAAAUUCUUCAACCAGAACAUCAUGUCUUACAUCGCUGCCAAAAACAGCAUCUCUGUCCUGGAUUAUCCGCAUUGCACGGUCUGUGACUUGCCCGAGCUCACAGCAGAAAGCCUGGAAGCUGGAGACAACAACCAGUUCUGCUGGAGGAAUUUGUUCUCCUGCAUUAACUUGCUGAGGAUCCUCAACAAGCUGACCAAGUGGAAACACUCGAGGACAAUGAUGCUGGUGGUGUUUAAAUCAGCCCCGAUCCUGAAGCGGGCUCUGAAGGUGAAGCAGGCCAUGAUGCAGCUCUACGUGCUCAAGCUGCUGAAGAUCCAGACCAAGUACCUGGGGCGCCAGUGGAGGAAGAGCAACAUGAAGACCAUGUCUGCCAUCUACCAGAAGGUGCGGCACCGCAUGAACGACGACUGGGCCUACGGCAACGACAUCGAUGCCAGGCCGUGGGAUUUCCAGGCUGAGGAAUGCACGCUGAGGGCCAACAUCGAAGCCUUCAACAGCCGCAGGUACGACAAGCCGCAGGACUCGGAGUUCGCCCCGGUGGACAACUGCCUGCAGAGCGUGUUGGGCCAGCGCCUGGAGCUGCCCGAGGACUUCCACUACUCCUACGAGCUCUGGCUGGAGCGGGAGGUGUUCUCGCAGCCCAUCCGCUGGGAAGAGCUGCUGCACUGCCAGUGACAGCCCCGCCUCCGCCUGCCCCCUCCUGCCGCCCUCAGGGCUGGCGGUGCCAGGGCCGGGGUGGAUCUGGGGCGUUUUAGCACAGCUGGGAAAACAAAUUAAACUUUCCAAAGAGACCAGGUCUCUGUGUGCCCAGCAGCCACCUCUUUUUGGAGGUCAUCCUGUGGCUCCUUGGAGACCAGGAGGCACGGGUUGCAGAGUGAGCUCAGAGCCCAGGUGUGUCUCCGUGCGGGCUGGGGGUAAGGAUUCCCAGUGGGAAUUCCAUCCCCCCGCACGCCCCACGCUCCUCUCUUUGGGUCUGUUCUGGCUGCUGACGUGCUCCCAACAGCACCUUGCCAGCCCGGGGUGCCAGGAGCACAGCUUGGCUUGGGAUGGAGACAGCAUUCCGUGUUGUCCCUGGGCUGGCACUGCUGCUGCUGGGGUGGCACAGCCCAGCUCAGAGUCCUGUGCCACCAGGGCCAGGUCCUGCAUGUCCCCUGGACACCCACCCGUCACCUUUGCACUUCUGCUGUCCUCCACCUCCACUCACCUUCAUUCACCACCCCUGUGCUGUGCAGUUCCCAGCUGUGCAGCCUCCCUGAGUGUCACUGGAUUCCAGAUCCUCUGCAGCCCUUCCAGCCCUGAGGGGACAGCAAACACCCCCUUCAAUAACCCAAGUUUGACACAGAUUCUUGCUUGUCUGGGGGAACGUCUGUGCCUGCUCUUAGGGUGGGCAGGGAAGGUGCUUUGGUGAGUAAUUGAUGAGGAAAAGAGUGGAUUCUGUGGUCCAUAACUUUCAGGAUGAGUAGGAUAUGGAGCUGUAAACUUUCUGGGAAUUUAAUAACAGAAUAUUUCAAUUAAAUACCGAACACUACCCUGGGGUAAAGCUGCGUUGCAUGAGGGUGGCAUUUGUCAAAGCAUCGUGUGUUGCUAUAGGGCAGGGAAGCCCUAAAUAAACAAGUGUUUGUUAUGGCAGGAUUUGUGCUAAUUGCUUAAACAAUUAAUUAGCUCGGGAAUGUUUCCUUCGUGAGGUUUGUCCAAGGCCUUGUUCAUGGAAAUGGCAUUAAGCCUUUUAAAGCCUUUUAAAAUAUGCUUUUGUUCAAAAUAAACCAACUUUUAAAGGAA
Molecule: messenger RNA, 3625 nt
Organism: Serinus canaria (Common canary)
Lineage: Eukaryota; Metazoa; Chordata; Aves; Passeriformes; Fringillidae
Gene: STRIP2
Product: striatin interacting protein 2
Exons: 21
Coding region: 20-2521 (833 amino acids)
Biological process (GO): cytoskeleton organization
Cellular component (GO): cytosol
Source: RefSeq, a predicted model, not a curated record